GGGGGGGGGGGGUCCGGGAGAGACGCCUGUGGGCGGCCCGUCCCGUCCCCGCCCGUCCCGGCUGAUGCAACCGGCCGUGGCACGCCGGACCCCGGCCGUGGGUGGUCCGUGUUUCUGCUAAUGAGGAGCCACAGCAGGUUUCGGGGCUCGCACAGGGCCGGCACACUCGCACACGGGCCCGCCGGCCGCUCUCGUUGCACGCACGUGGGUGCGCGCGCGCACGGCUGCCGCUCUGCUCCGGCGUGCCGCGCCACGCGUGUGCGAGGUCCCGCAGGUCACGGGCGCGUGUCGCGGCCCCCCCGCCAUGCAGAAAGCCCAGCCGGUGCUGGGGGGGGACGCUGGGCCCCUCCAGGAGGAGCCACCCCCCCGCCCCGCCUGGACCAGUAAAGCCCAGUACAUACUGGCCCAACUGGGUUUCUCCGUGGGGCUGGGCAACGUCUGGCGCUUCCCCUACCUCUGCCACCAGAACGGAGGCGGUGCCUUCCUCCUGCUCUACCUGCUGCUCCUCUUCCUCCUGGGCAUCCCCCUGCUCUUCCUGGAGCUGGCGGCCGGGCAGUGCCUGCGCCAGGGCAGCGUCGGCGUCUGGAGAAGCAUCAGUCCCCGCCUGGCUGGCAUCGGGCUGGCCAGCUGCCUGGUGUGUGUGUACGUGGCGCUGUACUACAACGUGAUCAUCGCCUGGAGCCUCCUCUACCUCGCCCGCUCCUUCCAGCACCCCCUGCCCUGGGAGAGCUGCCCCAGUGCCGGCCCCAACCACACAGAACCCGAGUGUGCCCUGAGCUCGCCCACCACCUACUUCUGGUACCGGCAGACGCUGGACGUCACCCCUGAGAUGGGGGUGGGCGGGGGGCUGCAGCCCACCCUGGUGGGGGGGCUGCUGGGGGCCUGGGCCCUGGUGGGGGCCUCCCUGCUCAAGGGCAUCAAGUCCUCGGGAAAGGUGCUGUACGUCAGCACCCUCUUCCCCUACCUCGUCCUCUUCUGCCUCCUGGUCCGGGGGCUGCUGCUCGAGGGGGCCCCCGAGGGCGUCCGCAUCAUGUUCACCCCCAAGGCGUCGGCGUGGGGCACGGGUCAGGCCUGGCGGCAAGCGGCCACGCAAGUCUUCUUCGCGUUGGGGCUGGGCUUCGGCAGCGUCAUCGCCUACGCCAGCUACGGCGCGCGCCGCAGCAACUGCCACCGCGACGCCGUGCUGGUGGCCGGCCUCAACGCCCUCACCUCCCUCCUGGCCACCCUCGUCGUCUUCGCCGUCCUGGGCGCCCGCGCCACCCGCCGCACGUGGCAAUGCCUCCGCAGGAACGCAGAGCUGGUGGCGCAGGCGCUGGCGGCAGGGGGGUUGCCCGAGACCGCCCGGCCCCCCGGGAACCUCACAGCCCUGCCGGCCCCCCAGUACAGCGCCUGGCUGCGGGGGCUGCCCCCGGCGCUGAGGGACACCCUGGGUGUCACCGACUGCCGCCUGGAGGAGGAGAUGAACAAGGGGGUGGAAGGCCCGGGCCUGGCCUUCAUCGUCUUCACGGAGACACUGACGUUGCUGCCGGCGGCACCGCUCUGGUCGUCCCUCUUCUUCCUCAUGCUGCUGGGGCUGGGGCUGAGCACCAUGUUGGGCACCACCCAGGCCGUCCUCACACCUCUGCUCGACGCCUUCCCCGUCCUGCACCGCCGCCGCGCUCUGCUCACCGUGCUGUGUUGUGCCGGGGGCUUCGUGCUGGGGCUGCCCUUUGCCCAGCGCUCUGGCAGUUACUUGGUGGCUGCCUUCGAUGACUACGUGGCCACGCUGCCGCUGCUGGCCGUGGGCGCCUGCGAGGCCGUGGCUGUGGCCUGGGUCUACGGGGCUGAGAGGUUUCUGGCUACCAUCUGGGAGGUGACAGGCCACCGGCCGUGGCGGCUCUACGGGCCCCUGUGGCGCUUUGGUAGCCUAGGGGCCAUGGUGGCCCUGCUGGGGGCCAGCCUGGGACAGCUGGCCCUGCGCCCCCCCACCUACCAGGCCUGGGACCGCACCACGGCGAUGUCAUGGCGGCGGCCAUACCCGCCCUGGGCCCUGGCCCUCACCCUGGGGCUGAUGGCGGUGGCCGUGCUGCCUAUCCCCGUCGUUGCCCUGCGCCGGGUGCUCAGGCCACCCCGGGACCCCCCGGGGCCGCGGGACCGGGACCAGGAGGAGAAGGAAGAGGAGGAGGAGGAGAAGGAGGAGAAGGAGAGUGCGGCCGACCUGGCCCCUACUGCCACCCUGGACUCCGCCUCACUGCCUGGAUGAGCGGGAAGGCACCCCAUUGGAGGACGGCGAGGAACUCUGCUUUCCGAUUGGCCACGCUGCCUGAGGCGGGAGAGGCGCCUAUUGGCGAUUCGGGGGAGGGAGGGAAGGAGCCUCGGGGAAGGGGGUAUGCUUCCCCUCCCCACCCCCCUCCCCGCUCCGCGUUGCCAUGGGGACGCUCGGCGGCCAUGUUGGAGCGGGGCAAUAAAGGACCUGGAAGAG
Messenger RNA from Grus americana (Whooping crane), 2461 nucleotides. RefSeq names its product sodium-dependent neutral amino acid transporter B(0)AT2-like. Gene Ontology annotation, cellular component: membrane. The transcript has 11 exons. Lineage: Eukaryota; Metazoa; Chordata; Aves; Gruiformes; Gruidae. The record is from RefSeq and is a predicted model, not a curated record. Gene Ontology annotation, biological process: sodium ion transmembrane transport. Bases 305 to 2242 code for a protein of 645 amino acids.